CGCGGCGCCGACAAGGCCCGGGAAGGCCGCCGCGGCCGACGGCGACGUGCGGGACCAGCGCGAGGACGGGCGGCGGCUCGCCUCCGCGGAGGCGAAGCGGCUGCUGCUUCUGGCCGGGCCGAUCGUGGCCAGCUGCAUCCUGCAGUGCGUAGUGAACAUGGUGUCCGUCAUGUUCGUCGGCCACCUCGGCGAGCUCCCCCUCGCCGGCGCCUCCCUCGCCACCUCCCUCGCCAACGUCACCGGCUACAGCCUCCUCACGGGCAUGGCGACGGCGAUGGACACGCUGUGCGGGCAGGCGUACGGGGCGCGGCAGUAUCACCUCCUCGGCGUCUACAAGCAGCGCGCCAUGGUGGUGCUCGCGGCGGCGUGCGUCCCCAUCGCGCUCGUCUGGGCGUACGCGGGGCGGAUCCUGCUGCUCCUCGGCCAGGACGCCGACAUCGCCGCCGAGGCCGGCGCGUACGCGCGGUGGAUGAUCCCCUCGCUCGCCGCCUACGUGCCGCUCACCUGCCACAUCCGGUUCCUGCAGACGCAGACCGUCGUGCUGCCCGUCACGGCGAGCUCCGCCGCCACGGCGCUCCUCCACCCGCUCGUGUGCUGGCUGCUCGUGUACAAGGCCGGCAUGGGGAGCAAGGGCGCCGCGCUGGCCAACGCCAUCUCCUACGCCGUCAACCUCGCCAUACUUGCCCUCUACGUGAGGGCGUCGAACACCUGCAAGAGCACGUGGACCGGCUUCUCCGGCGAGGCCUUCAAGGAGCUCCGCCACUUCGCCGCGCUCGCCAUGCCGUCCGCCAUGAUGAUCUGCUUGGAGUGGUGGUCAUUUGAAAUCCUUGUCCUCCUCUCUGGACUUCUACCUAAUCCUCAGCUUGAGACUUCAGUGCUUUCAAUAUGCCUGAACACUGGGGCUCUGCUAUUCAUGGUACCAUUGGGCCUAUGUUCUUCUAUAAGCACGCGUGUUUCAAACGAAAUUGGAGCAGGGCAGCCUCAAGCAGCAAAGCGAGCAACGCGAGUGGUGAUGUAUAUGGCUUUGUCUGAAGGAUUGGUGAUAAGCUUGACCAUGUUCUUGCUUCGCAAUGUCUGGGGAUACAUGUACAGCAAUGAGCAGGAGGUUGUGUCAUACAUUGCUAGAAUGCUGCCGAUUCUUGGGAUAUCUUUCUUCAUAGAUGGUCUCCACAGUUCUCUCUCAGGGGUUCUUACGGGUUGUGGUAAACAGAAAAUCGGCGCAGCCGUGAAUCUCGGCGCGUUCUACCUUGUAGGCAUUCCAAUGGCCGUGCUUCUUGCAUUUUCCCUCCAUCUGAAUGGAAUGGGCCUGUGGCUUGGCAUCGUCUGCGGCAGCAUCGUCAAACUACUGGUGCUUGUAUUUGUCUCGUGUUGCAUAGACUGGGAAAAGGAGGCAAUCGUGGCAAAGGACAGGGUUUUCAGCUCAUCCCUUCCAGUAGCAUGAAAAUGGUCAGCCACAUGCAGGGUUUCAGGCGAUUAAUACGAUGCAAAAUUGGUCCACAUUCGAAGAAAGCAUAUAAAUCUGGCCAUGAGAGGGAAAAUAUAGUUGUGUUGUAACUUCUAUUGGGAUUUCGGAAGAAGUCGAACGAAAAACGUAGUUGAGGACUGUAUCCAUCGCAUGGUGAUCAGAGACGAAUUUGGACUUUUUGGUGUUGUGUAUGAUUGUUGCUUUUGCCAACUGUAUAACUGAGCUCUAGUUAGGGUAUACUGUAGGUACAUUGAGAGUUUGUACCUAUCAAUUUUGGGGAGUCUCUGUCAGUGACACUAAUGAGCAGCGCACAGGAGUCGACUCGCUGGCUA
Oryza brachyantha (malo sina) is the source of this 1797-nucleotide messenger RNA. Its product is annotated as protein DETOXIFICATION 16-like. The coding region runs from base 158 to 1441 and encodes 427 amino acids. Gene Ontology annotation, cellular component: membrane. Gene Ontology annotation, biological process: xenobiotic detoxification by transmembrane export across the plasma membrane. The record is from RefSeq and is a predicted model, not a curated record. Gene Ontology annotation, molecular function: xenobiotic transmembrane transporter activity; antiporter activity. Lineage: Eukaryota; Viridiplantae; Streptophyta; Magnoliopsida; Poales; Poaceae. The transcript has 8 exons.